Triticum turgidum subsp. durum (durum wheat) is the source of this 651-nucleotide messenger RNA. Lineage: Eukaryota; Viridiplantae; Streptophyta; Magnoliopsida; Poales; Poaceae. The record is from the annotation of a GenBank genome assembly.
AUGUCGCACAUCGCGGUGGAGCGGAACCGGCGGCGGCAGAUGAACGACCACCUCAAGGUGCUGCGUGCCCUGACGCCGGCCUUCUACAUCAAGCGCUGCGACCAGGCGUCCAUCAUCGGCGGCGCCAUCGAGUUCAUCCGGGAGCUGCACACCGUGCUGGACGCGCUGGAGGCCAAGAAGAAGCGCCGCCUCUGCAGCCCCACCCCGAGCCCGCGCUCCCUCCUCACCUGCUCCACGCCCACCAGCGCCGGGGGCUCCGCCUCCGACGUCUCCCCCAACAGCAACGGCAGCAGCGGCGGCAGCUGCAUUGUGGUGCCGGGCAUCGGCGGCGCCGCCGUCAAAGAGCUCGCUGCCUGCUGCAACUCCCCGGCCGCCGACGUCGAGGCCAGGAUCUCCGGCGCCAACGUGCUGCUCCGCACGCUCUCCGGCCGCAUCCCCGGCCAGGCCGCCAGGAUCGUCGCGCUGCUCGAGAGCCUCCACCUCGAGGUGCUCCACGUCAACAUCAGCACCAUGGACGACACCGUCCUCCACUCCUUCGUCCUCAAGAUUGGGCUCGAGUGCCAGCUCAGCGUGGAGGAUGUCGCCUUCGAGGUCCAGCAGACCUUCUGCUACCACCAGCAGGAGCUCGACUACUCAUCCAUGGCGAUAUAA